UAAGGGUGUCCUCUAUUGUUUGCCAGUCGGACAGGGUGACUCCCGAGAAAAGAGCGAUCAUUCUUGUAUGCUCUUGUCUUCAGAAGACGCAUGCGUUGAACGCUUGUGGCAUCUGCCAAAAAUGACAAGAUGACGGUAUGACUUGACGGCCUUGCAUUCUCGGUAUUUCUGUUGAUUUUCCCAAAAUUUUCCUGGCUUAAAUGCUGCUUUGCUGUUUUUCUGAAGAGUGUGAGUACUGUGAAUUGUGAGCAGUUGUUUGCUCACCCACUAUUUGUCUCCUCUUGCCGUUUACUUUGUGAUCCAUUCCAUCAUGUGAAAACUGAAUACAUCCUGCUUUUGAGUCAGUAUCAGAGAUGCAUCGACCACUCUCACGUUUCAAACCCAAAUCUGAACAAAAUCUAGACGAAGAUACAGCAGAUGAGGCGAAUAACCUCCUCAAGAAUGGAAUACUUGUGGAAACCAACUCAGGACUGGUAUGCAUGUCAGUGAACGACGCCUUGUCUCUCAACCUGAAUCUAUCUAUAGAUGAUCUCAGAAAUGUGGCGGCUAGGUUGAUAUCUCAGCAGAACACCCAAAAGGUUCUGCCUAGCUGUGAUAGUGAUGGAUUUUCAAGUGAAUGCAGUGAUUACAGCACCACUACAUCUGCACAGAGCUUGCAGUCUGCCCAUGUAACAUUAUCUUCAAUAUCAGCAUCCAGUGCAGUACAGUCCGAUGAUUGUGAUGCACAUAACAUCACUAGGCCUAAAUGUAUUAAAACAGCUGCCUCAGCCAUUGAAGAUGUUCUUGCUGAAAAAACCGAGGUCAAAGUCAAUGAGAGUCCAAAGAAAUCUGGAGCAGAAUGUGAGAUGGAUCCAUCCUCAAAAGAAGAACUUCCAAAGAAAGUUAGUCCUAUAAUGAUGAAAUGCAUGGCAGAGGUAGUAAAACCAAAAAAGGGUCGAGGCGGUUGGCCAAAGGGUAGAAAACGGAAACCAGAGUUGCUAAAUCUACCUCCAAAAGCUCCAGCUACUGGUUAUACACUAUACCUCAAUGAAGAGCGAAAAUUGUUUAAAAAUAGUUCUCUUGCAUUCCAUGAGAUCACAAAGAUUAUUGGUAAUAGAUGGUCUAGCCUUACAUUGGAUGAGAAGAAGCCAUAUUUGGACAAAGCUGAGGAGGACAAAAAAAGAUAUCGUGAGGAACUUAAGCAAUAUAGACAAUCAGCCGCAUAUAGAGCUUAUCUAUUAAAGAAGAGAAGAAAUAGACUGCAAAACAAUGUGCUCUCUGAAAGUGAUAUGGAUGCCACAGACGAUUUUGAUGAAGAGGACAAUGAGGAAUUAUAUUGUCGCACUUGUGACCAGUGGUUUCACAAUCUACACAAUAAAAGGGAGCAUUUACAGGGUAAACAGCAUAUACAGGCUGUGGCAGGUAAUAUAACAAGAGAGCUUGGGACUGAUGUAAAUGGUGUAGCAACUACAAGUACUACAUCACUCAGUACUUCUUUAGAUGAAUCUAGUUUAGACGGAAUGCCCAAUUUGAAGAAAACAGAGGCUGACAAAGAGAAACCAUCCACAGUCAAUGAUGUUAUGGAGCAGUUAUCAGCUUUAGUUACAAAACGCGAGACCGAAUUAAGGAUAUUAGAAAACCGUCGUCAAGAAGCAGUAUCUCAACAGCAGGCUCUCUGUAGCCAGUUGUAUCUAUUGAAUGAGCGGCAUAAGAAGCUGCAAAAAGAUUUGUUGUUGUUGAAAGAAAAGGAAAAAGAGGUGGAAAAGUGUGUGUAUAAUUUAUGGCAGGUGAGUAUGACAAACAUGUUUUUUUUUUAAAUUGAGUAUAGUUCCAAUAUUUAUACCGUUUCUGGAUAUAGACAUGACAAACAAAUGGAAAAAAUCUAAAAACAAAAAGAUUUAUCGAAAUGAGACAGCACAAAGUGCCAUCUAUUAGUAAAAUUGAGCACUCUGAGAGUGAACAGCAGCCAUCAGUAAAGAUGGAUUGCCAAAAGGUAUGCGGCAGCUGUUCAUUAUUGGGUGUUUGUGGUCGGACGGACGAAAGCAGUAUAUUUACUGGACAGAAAGGUUACUGAUUUUGUACUGAUAAGGGACCAUUCGAGUAUAGGAAAGCACUAAAUGGGGGUCUUUGGUUUGCUUAUUUUUGAUGACAUGCGGAAUGUGGGGGCUUUGGAUGGUGAUUAUGCCAACAGUAUUUAUUUUUAGUCGAUUUUGAUUUGAACACAUACAACCCUGCUUGACUUCUCAAAAGCGAAACGCAUCUUCAGGGACUCCCUAAAUAUGGAUAUGCUUACUCGCUCACAACCUUAGCUACAAAUAUUCCUGGUAGAAAUGCAUAUAACCAAGCUCAGAAUGGCUCCUCUUAGUCUGGAACUGACUGGUUUGAUAUUUCCUCUUGAAGAUUUUGGGUCUCAACUGGAUGUCCGUGGCGUUACAAUUAAUGAACAUUUAGAAAUAUCCAAUUUCAAGUUCGCCGAAAAUGUUUUCGCAGAGGUGUGGAGUUCAGUGGGACUUCAUGGUUAUCAUGUUACUGCAAAGUAUGUUGAGUUGGGCGAGCUAGAUCUUACUGAUUUUUCACACAUUAAAUGGUGUUUAGAAGAUCUGCAAGAAUGCCAAUACUUCCUUCAAAUUGAAAAUGAACCAAAUUUGAGGAGGAAGACAUUUGCUGACAAGGGGGAGGGUUUAAUAAAAUUGUAGAAAAUCUACUUAUGUAAUACUUAAUACGGCUCUUAAAUGGCAGCGAUGUCCUUUUUGCUACCGCUAGGCGGCGCUUAUGUGGUUGGAGGCCAAACUGUUAGAAUUUAACAAGAAAAAGACAAUUUUGCUAGAAAUGUAACCUGUUUUUUCAUGACUCCAUCACUUUUUGAUGACUAUUGAGGUGAGCAACUGAUCAGCAAUUGACAUCUUUGUCUAUUUAUAACCUUAGACAUGAUUGCGGAGGUAAGCGAAAAAAACAUCUGACGUUCUCCACCAACACAAUGGUUUUCCAAGUUGAUCUUCAUCAUCAUUCUGUACGAUGAAAGAUGACGUUGUACUACCAAGACAUCUAGCAUCCAGAGUACCGAGUAUUCACUGAGCCGACCAACAUAACUAGCACCAUCUACUUUUAUCAUCGAGAUUACCCAUUGUUCAUGGAGUCAAACCUGUUACAGGAUUAGGUUAUGACAUCUAUUUUGUCUCGUCAUAACAUUUAUAGAUUUUUUACGCUUCCAUGGUCAUUAAUUGGCCUUUAUUAAUAGAUGCGCGACUUGUUAACUUAUUAAUACAGCAUUAAACUGUGUACAAUCAUUAUUGUUCCCAUUUUAUGAAAAUUCUAUUUUCUUAAUAAACCUGAUUUUUUCACUACUUAUGCAUUUCAUAAUGUUGCAGGUUCCAAGUUGGUUUGUGAUAACAGAUCCUAAUGCGACAGAUUCAACGACAGACGUGAAGUCUGAAAGUACUGAAUGAAAGAAGUGAUAGAUGGUAUUUUAUUUUUAUAGGGUUAUGGUGGUUUUACGAUUUAUAGUGUGACAUUAUUUAUGCUAUUUGUAAUUUUUAUAUGAUUGCAAUAAUAAUAAUACUAAUAUUAUUGGCAAUCUAGGUGAUUUUCUGAAAUCAAUGAAAGUAUCAUAAUGAACAAAUCAAUGGUGCUAUGAAUGCACAGUAUGCCACUGCGCUUUGUUAACAGAUAUUUAUAGAACAUGAUUCCAUGUGGUAUGUUUUCAUUUUUUUUUUUUGGAAAAA
Messenger RNA from Acanthoscelides obtectus, 3701 nucleotides. The record is from the annotation of a GenBank genome assembly. NCBI's taxonomy places the organism in Eukaryota, Metazoa, Arthropoda, Insecta, Coleoptera, Chrysomelidae.